ACAUUUUGCGAUUGUUUGCAGAUAGUCGCGCGUGGGCGGUGUCCUCGCACGCACCAGCAGACGAUCGGACGUCGUGUUGCCUGUUGCAUGAAAGCAACUGGCUUCCUCCGUUCCUGGCCUUUGGACUCGCGUUUCCUGCGUUUUGCGUCAGCGAACACGGCCGCGGGGCGUCGCAUGAGGGUUUGCGCUCGCGCUUGUGUAUGUUCAGAGCUAAGCCGCGCGUGCAAGUAGACGAGCCGCGCGCGACUGACAAUGUGCGAUCGGUUUGGUUUAGUGUUGGAACUCGUAUCUCAGGCUCUUGGCCAGGACGAUCGAAAUGAGUAUGAGAAAGCCUAUGUAAACUAUUUAAAAAGCCUGGAUGCCAUUGCUGCCAGCUUACUGAAGGAUUAUGAGUCUCAUGGCAUACCAGAGACUCCUGUGCCCGUGAACAACGCGAAAAAAGUCAUUUCUGUUGCAAGGCAGUGCCUUGACAGAGUGGAAAAGAUUAUAGGAACAUCACUGAACCAGUUCUAUGCUGAACAAGAAAGGUGCAAUGAAACCUACUCAUGUCCAUCACCCACUGUUGAGUUGGAGACGCCAUGCAUGCCCGAGUUACCAGGUGGGGUGGGUCUGCCAUCUGUGGCGUUUGUGGCUCCUCGAAUUCUGUCGCGGCAGUCUCAUCAGCAGCCACACUCGGAUACCUCUUCUGAUGCUGCAUUGCUGUCCAACCCCAUGUUUACUACGAGAACAUGUGGUACACUCGGAAAGACAAAGGCAGCAAGAAGAGUGCUGUCACCCAUGGAACAAAUGGAACAGGAAAACACUGCUGUGUGUCGGCGUUACCAUGCACUUAUCCAAAGGACUGUGGACCCCAUGGCUAAACAGAAUCUGCGCCUUGAACUUCAGCGUCGACUCAUGGAUAACCUGAUGGCUGGCAGGAAGAAACAGGCAGAGUACCUAAGAGACCUCCAAGAGCAAGAAAGGAAAAUUGCUGAAAUGGCAGCAAGGAAAUUACAGGGCUCUGGCGAGUGCAUCACACCUGAAGAGAAGCGACAACAGGAGCUUUUUGCCAGAAUUCUGCAGUAUGAAAACAACCGUGAAUGGCCACCAGCUCUUCAAGAAAUGCUAGAACCACAUCCAAAGAAUUCAAAAGUUGCUAGGCAUAUCGUGAUGCACAUCCUUGGGGACUCCAAACAUCCACUAAGCCAGUGGCUGGCUAAAGAGCGUGUUGCAUUGCAGAGAGAAAUUGUCAUGGCUUUGGACAGCAGGAGUCAUAUGUUGGCAGCCCCUAAGGAACUCUCGAGUGGUGGCAUUCAGCGAUCUGUAGCCUGUGCCCGUGUGGAAAGUGUUCUCCGGACUGCUCUGCUACUCCUGGGUUUGACACUUGAGCCACUGAAAGACCCUGCUGCUCAAGAAGUAUGCUACAGUGUGCUGGAGGACCACUUCACCUGGCCGCUAUGGCCUCACCUUUUGGCCACUGUCAGGU
Molecule: messenger RNA, 1465 nt
Organism: Rhipicephalus sanguineus (brown dog tick)
Lineage: Eukaryota; Metazoa; Arthropoda; Arachnida; Ixodida; Ixodidae
Product: VPS9 domain-containing protein 1
Biological process (GO): vesicle-mediated transport
Cellular component (GO): endocytic vesicle; cytosol
Molecular function (GO): guanyl-nucleotide exchange factor activity; small GTPase binding
Source: RefSeq, a predicted model, not a curated record